Messenger RNA from Somion occarium, 1525 nucleotides. Lineage: Eukaryota; Fungi; Basidiomycota; Agaricomycetes; Polyporales; Cerrenaceae. The record is from the annotation of a GenBank genome assembly.
GGGUUUUCGAAUCGUCCAACAUUCAUGACGUUCAAACGUUCAUUAAUUCAUUGCUCUUUUUUUUUCACAGGACAACAUUGUUGCAAUGGAUUCAGAAUGCUGGCCGUUCUCCUUUACGGAGGCACGACAUGCAAAAAAAUGUCGAAAUCGAGAAGUCGUUGUUGCGGAGAAAAGGCGCAGCCAUUGUUCGGUAGGAUCAUGACAAUAGCGUGGAUACAAUGUCAACUAUACGGAGCUUCGAACUUCGAAGUCAAUUGUCUCGCAACGGUUUCCUGCCCACGGUCACCUGGCGAAGGUUUAUUUCCGGCUCCUUUUGUUGUCCUGGAUAUAUCUAUGGCCGCUGUCAACCUUGUCUAACCUAGACCCUCCUCGUUUGACUUGUGCCGUGUACAUAUUGCUCUGGUUCGUCUUCUUCCUCUUCCUGUAUCAUUUAGCUAUCACAUUCUCUGCUCUCGGACAUACUCUACGAUCCACUAAAAUGAACGCUACCUCCACCAUCCUCUAUCCCACACCCCCACCUACUGUCAACAACCUUGAUGCUCAGCAACGCGCUCGCCUUGUGCGAUCCACAAGGAAGCUGGGUGCUAUGCUAGGAGCUACACCUCAGCUUAUAGAAGUUGAUGCGAGACCCAAACCCAUUCCCGUUUCAUUUAGGUCCGCGGGCCAAUCGAGGCCCCUGACACCGAAAACGAAGACUCACCGUCGGCAUGGUUCUAUCUUUGAAGUUUUCCCUGAAACAUGUCCUUAUUCAUCGUCUUCCUCCACGAACUCGUCUGCUUUAUCUUUAACACUUCCGGAGCCGCGCUCGAGCGUCGAUGUUCUCCCCACACCCAAAUCAUUUUCCACUAAUCCCCGUCGUUCGGCUGACGCACCCCGUCCCCUCGUUCUCCGUCUUAAUGCACCUACACCCACUUCCGACCUUGCAUCACCCGACACCGCAACGACCAUAAAGUUCUCGCAUCACACGGACGGCAUGUUGACACCAACGCCAGUCACACCCGUUGUUCCUUCUGCCGCAGAACUCCGUCGGAAAAAGAUUGCCAAACUCACUCGUACUCUUGGCGAGAAUGUACCACCGGAGCUCGUUUUCUCCAAGGUACCUCCGCAAUCUUACUUCACGCCAGAACCCCUCCCGCGUAAGCAACGGAGUAUGUCUGUGGAUGAGUCAACAGGGGAUGAUGUGUUUGCACGUACCUCGCGGAUUUGGGUCACUGGUACAAAGGCAUGGCAGGGCGCAUGGAACAGGAAAGACAUAGUGGAGGUGCAGAAGCAGCUACGAAACUUGAAGGCUCGGUGAGGGAUGCAAUUUCCAGUCAUGGUAUAUGACUCUGGUUUGUGAUAAAACGUUUCAGUGACAUCGUUCUACUUUAUGGACUUGCUUAAUUACUGCACUGUGGACAGUUUCACGACGAGGUCUGGCUUGGCUGCGCCAUCAUUCUCGUAUUUCAUUCAUGAUAUGCUCGUAUGUUCUGUACCUCUUAUACACAUUUAAUGACCAGGUAUCCUGCUGAUAAUUCUUUAUCGG